AGCGCCCUGCUGGGCUGCACAGCGAUCGUGCCGCGCCGGGCGAGAAGGAGAACGACGAACAUUGCCGUGCUCGCCUGCACAGCGAUCGUGCCACGCCGGGAGAGAAGGAGAACGACGAACAUUGCCGUGCUCGCCUGCACAGCGAUCAGAGCGCCCCGGGCGAGAACGAGAAUGAACCGCGCCCGGCUGCCCGGCGAUCGGAGCGCCCUGGGCUUUCUUCCUACGCUCCUCUCAUUGGCCGGAGCUGGUCAGCGCGUCAUGUUGCACCCGCCCCCGUGUGCCUGAAAUGCCCCGGCACCGAAACGCAGGUGUGCGAACGCGGGGAAUCGGCGGCGGAGAAGAAGGAAAAGGAGAAAGAGGAGGAGAAGAAGGAGGAGAGCGCGUGUUGUCCAGGCGCAGCAAUGCCUCAGGUUCAAGAUGGGGCUUGUCCCGGUCAGGAAGGUGCCUCUUCUAACUGGAAUGGUGAGAAUGCAGAGGAGUCCCUGAGUCUCCGGGAUGGAACAGAAAAAAGGAAUAUACAAAAAACGAUCCUUGGGAAAUGUCAGGCUCUAGGCAAUUGGUUCAGAUCCUGCCGAGGGCUGACUGUGCUCCUGUGUGUGAUCCUGGUUUUAGUGGUGGCUGUGAUUGUGCUGGCAGUUGCACUUAAGUUUUCACAGCGUGUGGCUUGUCCUGAGGCCUGGGAGCAGCACAACAGCGUCUGUUACUACCUCUUGAGGGAUUGGAGGACCUGGGAGCAGGCUCAGAAUCGAUGCUCCAAGCUCGGGGCCUCCCUGGCCGUGCUCAGUGACAAGGAAAUGGACCACCUCCUCUCUCCCUCCCCGGACCACGUCUUCCGCCUCACAGGCAACCUGGAUUACUGGCUCGGGCUGCGGAGAUGGGGCGAGAGGUUUCAGUGGGUGGACAGCAGCAGCUACAACUCCUCAGUCCCCGUCCUCGGUGACUCAGAGUGUGUGUACCUGGGCCACCGGCGCUUCAGGAGCGGGCUCUGCUCAGCUCAGCGGCCUUACCUCUGCAACAGACCCCAGGAUCACCUGGAAUAAACGGUGGGAAGGGGACCUUCUCCAUCCUGAAGACUCAACAGCUUUGCAUCUUCUCCCAGCACACCUCAGCUCUCCACCGGCCUUGCAGUUGUUUAUCUGCAUCACCUCAGAGUUUGGUGCCACGGAUACCUCAGUGCAACCCCUCAGGGUCACCUCAGUGCCUGGUCUGAAGGGGAUGAGCCUGCAGGGAGGGGACAUGAUGUGGAAGCUGCUGUGUGGCUGCCUGAACUGGGGGCUCUGGGUUUCUUUCUCCUUCUAGAACCAUCCCAGAACUCAUCCUGCUUCUCUAACAGUCCACAGUUGUACCCUAACCCUAACAUUUCAGCCUCACCCCCUAAAAACCUCAAUCAGAGGCUUUUUGAGUUAAUUUAAUAAAUUAAUUUGAUUAAUUUAAUAA
Molecule: messenger RNA, 1437 nt
Organism: Pseudopipra pipra
Lineage: Eukaryota; Metazoa; Chordata; Aves; Passeriformes; Pipridae
Product: C-type lectin domain family 2 member E-like
Exons: 6
Coding region: 402-1040 (212 amino acids)
Source: RefSeq, a predicted model, not a curated record